AUGCCCUCCAGAAACCCCAGCAGCUCCAGCUCAACGGCAUCUCUUCCGGCAACGGUAGGCCCCGAUUCCCCUGAGGAGAGUUUCUAUGCUGAGGAUUCGGUCUCGACAGGUGUCUGGGCGCCUGGGUUUUCGCACAUCGAUGGCCGCUUCUACAUCACCUCGAUGACGCGCUGGGGCGAUGAUCCCGAUAACCGCACCUGGCCGCGUAUCUGGUGGACGUCCUCUGAGGAUCUCGAGACGUGGACGGACCUCGUUUGGGCGGAACCGUACGGCAUUGACCCGGAGCUGUUUCGUGACCCCGACUCUGGAAAAACGUACCUGCUCCUCAUGGGCCCGAAUAACAACUACGACCGCGUAUGGGGCAUCACCCAGUGUGAGGUUGACCUUCGAUCCGGCAAGUGUACCGGCCCAUACUUCAACACAUGGAAUGGCACGUUGCCGCAUGAUGCAAAAUCGCGGCCAGAAGGCCCCAAAAUGUUCAAGCGCGAGGGGUGGUACUACUUACUGCUCGCCGAAGGUGGGACAAGUACCGGACACCGGGCGACCAUCGGCAGGUCGAAAAGUCCAGAGGGGCCGUGGGAGGCAGCGCCAAAUAACCCCCUGAUCUACAACGGAGCAGACCAGGCAUUGACUAUUCAGUCCACGGGACAUGCGACCUUUACUGAGACGCCCGGUGGUGCGUGGUUUGCUUCCCUCCUCGCGAGGCGCAACGUCAAAGGUGCCUCGCCGCUAGGGCGUGAGGCCUUUCUUGUCAAUGUAACAUGGGCCGAUGGAUGGCCUACCAUGAACGGCGGGCGGUACCUUGUGCCAAGCCAGUUCACCGAGGGGGACGUUGUUCGGAAGCCUUGGGUCGACAACUUUGAGGGCGCAAAGCUCGACCUCAGCUGGUACCAGGUCCGAACACCAUAUGCAGAGAACUAUCGUCUCCUCGGCGACGCGGGCAACAGCACUUCUGGAAAGAUGACGGGCGGCCUCGUUCUCAACCCAAACGUCUUCACCCUCAGCGACCGGGAUGUCCCCGCAGCAAUCUUCCACAAGCAAACGUCCUUGAACAUGACGUUUUCGGCGACACUGCUGCCUACUGCGGGCGUUCUCGGACCACGACAGCAGGUGGGUAUCUCGGCAUAUCUGAGUGAUGUGUCGCACCAGGACAUUGGAGUUCGUGGUUGCUGGAACGCAACAGGGCUUUGUGUUUACACGGAUAUGCUGCCAAAGUCCGCAGGCCCAUCGACAAGGCCCGUGGCAAGUCACCACCCAGUUGGGAAAGCCGAUCUCGUAUUGCACAUCGACGCCAGCCCCUUGGUCUAUUACCUCGGGUACGCACGCGGUAGCAGUGAAACCACUUGGUUGAAGCAAUUUGAGACCAGGCAAAUGGCCAACGGCCAGGGUUACUCGGUUUUCGAGGGUGCCAUGUUUGCGCUGUUUGCCAGCGGCGCUGGCGAGCCUUGGCCCUUUGACGCGCCGGAUGUGGGUUUCGGCAGCGUUGGGGAGGUCUUUCGUCAAGAAAACAUCCCGGACUUUGACGACUGGAGUGGAUAG
Messenger RNA from Verticillium dahliae VdLs.17, 1539 nucleotides. RefSeq names its product beta-xylosidase. The record is from RefSeq and is a predicted model, not a curated record. Bases 1 to 1539 code for a protein of 512 amino acids. Lineage: Eukaryota; Fungi; Ascomycota; Sordariomycetes; Glomerellales; Plectosphaerellaceae. The transcript has 2 exons. Gene Ontology annotation, biological process: carbohydrate metabolic process. Gene Ontology annotation, molecular function: hydrolase activity, hydrolyzing O-glycosyl compounds.